This is a messenger RNA of Sorex fumeus (smoky shrew), 2850 nucleotides long. It is a transcript of the gene LIPE, whose product is annotated as lipase E, hormone sensitive type. The coding region runs from base 50 to 2497 and encodes 815 amino acids. Gene Ontology annotation, molecular function: sterol ester esterase activity; triacylglycerol lipase activity. The record is from RefSeq and is a predicted model, not a curated record. NCBI's taxonomy places the organism in Eukaryota, Metazoa, Chordata, Mammalia, Eulipotyphla, Soricidae. Gene Ontology annotation, cellular component: cytosol. Gene Ontology annotation, biological process: cholesterol metabolic process; triglyceride catabolic process. The transcript has 10 exons.
GCCGCCUGUUGCCUGGAAUUGGCUCCCGCCCCGGGAUCGCGGAGAAUUGAUGGAGUUCCCUGGGGAAAUGGGGCCCGGCGAGGCCGCCCGGGUCCCAGCCGUGAAGAGGGCCAAAAAAGGCUCCAAGAGCCACAGCCCCCGGCAGUGGCGUAAAGGCAAGGUCAAAGCCUCGCGGGUCGCACGCAGCAUGGACCUCCACACCAUGACACAGUCGCUGGUGACUCUGGCAGAGGACAACAUGGCCUUCUUCUCGAGCCAGGGCCCUGGGGAGACAGCCCGCCGGUUAUCGGCUGUGUUUGCAGGUAUUCGGGAGCAGGCGCUGGGGCUGCAGACCCCACUGGCCAGCCUGCUGGGCACAGCGCACCUCUUUGACCUGGACGCUGAGACCCCAGCCAACGGGUACCGCAGCCUGGUGCACACGGCCCGCUGCUGCCUGGCCCACCUGCUGCACAAGUCGCGCUAUGUGGCCUCCAACCGCCGCAGCAUCUUCUUCCGCACCCACCACAACCUGGCCGAGCUCGAGGCCUACCUGGCCGCCGCCAUCCAGCUCCGCGCCCUGGCCUACUACGCACAGCAGUUGCUGACCACCAACCAGACUGGGGGGCUCUUCUUCGAGGGUGAAGAGGAGGUCCUGUCCACGUUCCUGCGCGAGUAUGUCAGGCUCUACAAGGGUUGCUUCUACGGCCGCUGCCUGGGCUUCCAGUUCACGCCGGCCAUCCGGCCCUUCCUGCAGACCAUCUCCAUCGGGCUGGUGUCUUUUGGGGAGCACUACAGACGCAAUGAGACGGGCCUCGGUGUGACAGCCAGCUCCCUUUUCACCAGCGGCCGCUUCGUCAUUGACCCAGAGCUGCGGGGGGCGGAAUUCGAGCGGAUCACACAGAACCUGGACGUGCACUUCUGGAAAGCCUUCUGGAACAUCACUGAAAUCGAGGUGCUGUCGUCUCUGGCAAACAUGGCCUCGGUCACCGUGAAGGUAAGCCGCCUCAUCAGCUUGCCGCCCGAAGCCUUUGAAAUGCCGAUGACCGCUGACCCCAAGCGCAUGGUGACCAUCUCACCCCCCUUGGCCCACACAGGCCCGGGGCCUGUUCUUGUUAGGCUCAUCUCCUACGAACUGCGAGAAGGACAGGACAGCAAAGAGCUCAACGACCUGGUGAAGCCCGAGGGGCCCUGGAUCCUGGACCGGUGGCCCCGCCCCAUGAAGGUGGCCCGCUCCAGGGCCCUGGUCGUGCACAUCCAUGGGGGAGGCUUCGUGGCGCAAACCUCCAAAUCGCAUGAGCCCUACCUCAAGAGCUGGGCGCAGGAGCUGGGCGCCCCCAUCGUGUCCAUUGACUACUCACUGGCCCCUGAGGCACCCUUCCCCCGCGCGCUGGAGGAGUGCUUCUACGCCUACUGCUGGGCCGUGAAGAACUGCACCCUGCUGGGCUCCACAGGUGAGCGGAUAUGCCUGGCAGGGGACAGCGCUGGCGGAAAUCUCUGCCUUACCGUGUCCCUCCGGGCAGCAUCCUACGGGGUGCGGGUACCCGAUGGCAUCAUGGCCGCCUACCCAGCCACAAUGCUACAGACCACUGCCUCCCCCUCCCGCCUGCUGAGCCUCAUAGACCCGCUACUGCCCAUCAGCGUACUCUCCAAGUGUGCCAGUGCCUACGCUGGUGGGGAGGCUGAGAAGCAGUCCACCUCCGAGGAGGCGCUGGACAUGCUGGGGCUGGUGCGCCGGGACACAGCCCUGUUCAUCCGAGACCUCCGCCUGAGUGCCUCCUCAUGGCUCAACUCCUUCCUGGAACUCAGUGGACAGAAGGUCCCAAAGACUGAGGACAGCAAAGCAGAGCCCAUGCGCCGCAGCGUGUCUGAAGCGGCGCUGGCACAGCAGCACGACCCGCUGGGCACCGACUCUCUCAAGAAUCUGACGCUGCACGACUUGAGCCACAAGGGCAGCUCUGAAACAUCGGACACCUCGGAGUUGUCGCUGUCGGCGGAGACUCUCGGCCCCUCCAAGCCCUCAGAGGUCAACUUCCUGCUUGGCUCUGAGGAUGCGUCCCUGGAUGCCAAAGACGCCAAAGAAGGGCCGCAGCUGAUGGAUAGACCCAAGGGCGUGAACUCCGCCUUCCCCCCGGGGUUCCAGCCCAGGUUCUCCAGCCAGGGCACCCCGCAGAUGCCCCUCGACUCGUCCCCCAUCGCCAAGAACCCCUUCAUGUCCCCGCUGCUGGCGCCCGACAGCAUGCUGCAGAUGCUGCCUCCCGUGCACAUCGUGGCGUGUGCGCUCGACCCCAUCCUGGAUGACUCGGUGAUGCUGGCACGGCGGCUGCGGGGUCUGAACCGGCCGGUGACGCUGCGCGUGGUGGAGGACCUGCCACAUGGCUUCCUGAGCCUGGGCGCGCUGUGCAAGGAGACGCGGCAGGCGGCGGCGCUGUGCGUGGAGCGCAUCCGUCGCAUCAUCACACCGCCCGCGUCCUCUGCGCCCCUCUGCAGGUCCGAGGGCCCGGCCACGCCGGCCGUGUGAGGCGAACAUCGGGGAGGGGGACGCGGCACUAAAGUCUCUGGCUCCUAUCCGCACCGGCCUCCAUAGUGAAUGCGCUCCCGGAGGGGCUGACGGUCCCCCAGGAAGGGGGCUCAUGGUGAGGGUCCCACCCCAUGACCCGCCUUCCGGCCCGUACUGGAGGUGAGCGGUGCCUUAAACUGGGGAGGGGAGGGAGGCGGUGCCCAAAAGCUCAGACCCUGGCCUUGGGGUGGUGACACCCAGAAACCCAGGCUUGAGACCCCCGGACCUGCACUCACUGUCUGCUGCUGCUGCUGCGACCGCCCGCCUAGCAGGGCGGUUCUUUUGUUUGUAAAUAAAAGUAUUUCAUUAGUUGG